CAUUGGAUAUCACUUAGCAGCUAAUCAGGACGUUCAGGAUAGAGUGAGAAACGAGGUGAAGACAGUGAUCGAGAAACACGGUGGUGUAUUAACGUACGAAGGACUGAAGGAGAUGACGUACAUGGACCAAGUGAUCAGUGAAUCGCAAAGAUGUUCUGUAGGAGUAGGUACGAUGCACAAGUUGUGCACCGAACAGUUCCAUUUGGAGGGAUCCGAUGGACUGAAAUAUCAUGCGAAACCGGGUACUGAAAUUAUUAUACCCGUUUACGCACUGCAGACAGAUCCGAAAUAUUGGCCCGAUCCGGAGACCUUCGAUCCGGAACGAUUCAGCGAAGAGGGGAAAAAGAACAAUGAGAAAUAUACUUUCCUACCUUUUGGUGAGGGACCGAGGAUGUGUGUGGGAAUGAGGAUGGCUUUGUUGCAGAUGAAAGCUUGCGUAGCUACUCUGUUAAAGGAUUAUAAAAUAGAAUUGUCGCCGAAAACGAAACUUCCAUUGAAGAUCUCACCUGUUUUCUUCACACCGUUACCAGUUGGUGGACUGUGGGUUAAUAUCACGAAGCUGUGAAUAUGAUUUGUACACUCACACUCAAAAGUUUAUAGCACUCUCUACCUUUCCGACGAAACAAAUGUUUUCACACAUGAUAUACUGCGUUCACAUUAAUAUUACACUAUUUUAAUAUGUUUCAUAGUUAAGUUUAGGAAUAUAACAACUUGUAUUUUUAAUUAGAGAGAAGUAUCUAAUAUCUAGGAACGAUCUCUGGAAUUAUAUUGAAUCGAAAAUAAUUGAAAAAUUAAUUUCCAGAAUGCCAAA
Molecule: messenger RNA, 811 nt
Organism: Ceratina calcarata
Lineage: Eukaryota; Metazoa; Arthropoda; Insecta; Hymenoptera; Apidae
Product: cytochrome P450 9b2-like
Exons: 1
Coding region: 113-565 (150 amino acids)
Molecular function (GO): iron ion binding; monooxygenase activity; heme binding
Source: RefSeq, a predicted model, not a curated record